AAGGCAGAAUAGCCAGUAUGUUAUGAUGCUUUGAUAAACUGUGGUGACAACAUGCUUUUUGUUUAUUUUACGUGUCUGUUUACUAAAGAGAUCAACAAACGCAAACGCUAGAGUAUCGAUCUGACCUCUUUUUUUUUUUUUUACAUCGAUCUGUAUCGCAGCCGCUCCGCUUUCGCGUCUUCGAUUUUACGUCAGCGGCGCGGCAAUUUUGAUUGUUAUACGGCAGCCGCUGAGAUGGACCAAAACAAAAAGUCCGCGGUUUGGAAGUAUUUUAAAACACUAAACCACAGCAAACUGGUAGCAACUUGCAAUAUUUGUCACGCGGAUGUUUCUCGUACUUCGUAUAACACCACCAAUUUAAUCGGGCAUUUACGAACCAAACACGAGGACGAGUACAUAGAGUUCAUGAAGACAACCACGGGUCGGAUAAUUGAAAAGACAGAACUCGUGUUACCGCGGGACAGCAAAAAGAAGAAAAGGUUUUCAAACCGGAAGGCUCCGGAUGAGCGACUCAUCGAUGCGCUGGAGAAAGUAGGAGUCCUUCUGAGGGUGUGGAGAAAACAAGCUUUAGAUUUCAACCACGAAGAACUUGGCGAGGAUUUACCAUUUCUGCAGACCCCAUCAAACUCCAACUAYGUCCCAGAUGCGGUGAUGCCGCCAGGCGAGCUGUGGCUCCAUGGAGGCCCCUCCCGGGCCGUGCUGUCCCUGCCUUCCUGUCUGUGCCUCUCCAGGCUCAGCGCACCCAGAAUCUCCGGACUGGGGCYUUCGGUCGAAGACCAGGGGGAGAUGAAGGUGUUUGCCAAGUGUCAGCUUCAGCAGGGGGUCAUGUUUGGGCCUUUUCUGGGAGAAAUGUGCAAAGGACAAAUGCCAAGCAACCUCAAAUAUGCCUGGGCUAUUCGAGAUGAUGCUGCUUUUACUUUUGUGGAUGCUUUCGAUGAGAACAAAUCGAACUGGAUGAGGUACGUGACGUAUACGAGUAGUGAGGCCGAACACAACCUGGUCGUGUUCCAGUUUUAUCGGCACAUUUACUACCGGGUUUCCCAGCCCAUCUCRGAGGGGUCAGAACUCAAAGUCUGGAUUGGGAAGGAUUACGCUUCUCUUUUGGGUCUGGGUUUAAGUGAUAAUGGGAAAUGUGAAAUUGGAGACAAGGAGACAGCUCUGCGCCUCCUGCAGGACAUCCAGCUGAUCACCCUCCCAGAACCGAGCAGCACCUCUCUUUGGUCUGACUGCAGCCAGUCGCAGAGCCCCAUGCCCAUCAUCAGUGAAGUGACGACCUUCUCAAACCCAGAAGCAGCCGGCGACCCGAGCCUGGUUCCCAACUCGACCUUCCCGUCCACGUUCUCCUCCACAUUCCCCUUGCUGUCCUCCAGCUCUCACGUGAUGGAGAAGUACGACUUCCUGCCCGGAACGGAGAAGCUGCUGACCAACCUGAACACCAAUCAGAACAGCCCCUGGCACUUCUUCGGUCUGGAGCCGGACCCRACCGGUCGGCCUCUGGACCGGAACACCGCGGUGUGCAAGCUGUGCAUGGAGCGAGUGAGCUGCGGAGGAGGAGGAGCAACGGAUCUCCAGAUCCACCUGACCACCAAGCACCACAUCAAACCCCGUGACAUCAGCAAGGAUCGCAGUGUGGCGACAGUGUCUCUACGAUGCGUACCACCGGUGAUCCCUCCCAGCGGUCUUGUUAGCUCCAGCCCCGCAGUGAUGCCGAUGCAGGUGACCCACGCCAUCGCCAACUUCCUGAUCCGGGACCUGCAGGCCCCGGCUCUGGUGGAAGGGGAGGGCUUCAAACAGCUGCUGCACACCGUCCUGCCCUCYUACAGGGAGACGCUCUCGUCCUGCCAGCUGGCAAGCCUCCUGACGGAGCACCACAUCCGGAGCAGGAUGAGCCUCCUGCAGCUGCUGAGGGGCAAGUCUGGUAGCGCYGAAGCCGAGGAGACGUGCGACUACACUGCUCCCAUUGAGUUCGAGCCCCGGAGGCGCGGGCGACCCUCCAAUCGUCAGAGGGAAGUGUGUCACUUGGUCACCCUGAGCGUGGACGUGUGGCUGCACAGCUGGCAGGGCAGCAGCCAGCGCUACCUCACCCUCUGGGCGCACUACAUAGAUCAUGACUUCAGUCCUCACAACCUGGCCCUGACCACACAGAAGCUGGCGGAGGGCAGAGGAAAAGACUUCAGCCUUCAWGCUGUGGAGGCGCAGGUGAAGGCGAUGGCACGGGAGUGGGGGGUCUCUCAACCCAAUCUGGUCCUCCUGGGAAUGGAGGGCAAAACCCCCACGAGGGUGGGUCUGAUCAAAAGUGAGAAGGGCGCAGAGCCCACGGGAAGCGUCCCCCACCCGAACUCAACGACGUUUCUAGAGCGGGACGACUCUGUGUCCUCCGAGGAGCCCCAGGCCUCCUCAGAGCUGUACAGCGAGGGUCUCCCGUCGCUUCCGUGUUUCUUCAGUGCCGUGCAGGGCUGCGUGGGCGAAGUCAUGUCCCACCCGGUCGUCUCAAAAACCCUGACCCAGUUCCAGAGUGUUCUGUCCAGUCUGCUGUGGCCACCCGCUCACAAGAAAGGCUUCUACCUGCACCACGUUCGGAAGCUGCUGCAGGCCCUGACCAAGCGGGAGCAGGCGGACGUCAAGUUGUGGGCUCACAGCCCGCCCCCCUGGAACUCUUUUUACCACCUGCUGAGCUUCCUCAGCAAACAGAAGAGUGUCAUCUGCGAUAUAAUCAAAGAGAUUAACGAGGAGAGCUCGAACAGGGAGGAGACGGCUUCAGAGCCGUGCAGCAGCUACCACGCCAACUCCACCUCCAGCACGCCGUCGCCGAGCCUCCCGACGCUGCGCUCCGAGUGGAAGGUGGUGGAGGAGCUCUGCCUGGUGCUCAAACCUCUGGACGUGGCCUGCCGGACUCUGGCCAAGGAGGCCUUCCCCCGUCUGUCCCUGGUCAAACCCAUCCUCACCGGCUUGCUGUCACGCCACCUCGUGCCGCGGCCGGGCGACUCCAGCACCUUGAAGGAGGUGAAGCGGCUGAUGAGGCGGAGCUUAUCCAGCUGUUACGACAACCCCGCCGUGAACAGGAUUCUGAGCGUGGCGUGCUCCCUCGACCCCCAGUUCCAYGGGCUGGGCUUCAUGGAGGAAAGGGAGCAGACGGACACGUUUAACUGGCUGAAGGAGGAGGCUGUGAGGAUCGUGAAGGACAACAGGAAGAAGAAUUUGCCUAAGACGCAUCGGAUCAAGAGAAGCUCCUCCCCUGCGUCGCCUGAGUCAGAGAGCGACAUCGUGCGGAGGAGCAAACGACUGAAGGAGUGCCCGCCCAUCAACUUCAGAGAGCUGGUGGUGGAAGAGGAGUUCAGCGACGCCGGGGAGGUGGAGGGAGACGACAGCGACUAUGUGGAGCCGAGCUCCGAGCCCGGGCUCUCCGGCAUGGAGUUCCUGCUGGGGGACCUGUUCUGCUCCGCCCCCCGGAGCAGGCUGAGYUCGGCGGAGGAGUCCGUCGACAUCGAGAUGUCGGUCUUCAGAGCCGACAAGGGGGCUUCGCUGGGCGUGGAGCCCCUGCAGUGGUGGAGGAGGAAGGCGGCACAGUUCCCCCUGUUGGCCUCGGUGGCUCGAGCCUACCUGGCCGCCCCAGCUGUGGCGGGCAGCGCCGCCCAGGACUUUGUGCACCGAGAGCAGGGAACCCCGCACAGGAACAGAUCGAACAUCCCGCCCGAGAGUUUGGAUGCUAUUCUGUUUCUGCACCACAAUCGCAUUUCUUCCAGCGAGAACGGGCCGACGAGUAUGCAGGAAUGAUGGAGGGGAAAAAAAGUCUGGACGUUUUAUUUGCAUGUUUAAAAAAAAAAAGACCAAAUYCACACAUUGUGAUUCAGUUUGUAGAAACAGAACCAGCAGCUGGAGAAUACRAAGUGCAGUACAAUCAGAGCGUUAUUCUCAACUUUAAUGUCUUUUUUUUCUCAACUAAAAUCCAACAUGUUCAAAGUUUAAAACAACUUUUAAUCUGCUUUUUCUAAUCGACGUAAAAUGAUUUCCCUUCAACAUUUAAAACAAAUAAUCUGUAUUUUAUCACUGAUUUGACCUUUUGUGUUCAUUCCGCUGUAGUUCCCAGUGCCUUAUUUCAGUAGUCCCACAUUAAAUUUAGAUUUUUAAUCUCUUUGUUUUUACCAGCUGAUCAUAGUGGACUGACAAAGGGCUUCAUGGGGGCACCUUGUACUGUUUGCCUGUGCUGUUUGUAUUUGUUUUGUUUUUAAUUACCCACUGCCAAGGAGAAUAGGCAACAAUGCUGCAUUUUCAACUCAAUUCAUUUUGAAUAUUUAUCUAACAUCUGCUGUGGCAGACAGUAGCUGAGAGUCAUCCUCAACACAUCAAGUCCCUUUUCAUCACAAGAUAUUUGCGUAAAAUGUUUUUAUUUUGAUUAUUAUUUUGCAGAAGUUGCUCAAACUUUACAUUAAAYUUUGUUGUAGCUCAAUCCACGAUUUAAAAAGACCAGAUAAAAAGGAAAAUAAUGAAAAUCUUCUCUGCUGGACUGAUUGGUUCCACUUUCUACACUGAGUUCAGUCUGUGUCAAACUCCUGUCUGUUCCUGAAUGUAAUAUUUUAAACCUUGUCUUGACAUCACUACUGAUUUUUUUCCUCUUAAAAGUAUAACAAACUUGUUCCUCACUUUUUAAAAUAAAAAAACAACCUAUAUUACUA
Molecule: messenger RNA, 4673 nt
Organism: Austrofundulus limnaeus
Lineage: Eukaryota; Metazoa; Chordata; Actinopteri; Cyprinodontiformes; Rivulidae
Exons: 7
Coding region: 235-3774 (1179 amino acids)
Biological process (GO): regulation of transcription by RNA polymerase II
Cellular component (GO): nucleus
Molecular function (GO): protein dimerization activity; DNA binding
Source: RefSeq, a predicted model, not a curated record